AUGAGGGUGAAUGACGCUAUAUUAAUGUUGGUGUCCGAGUGCCAACCCCAGUGGCGUAAUCUGCCACAGGUGCCUCAAGCUUCAGUCUUCCAGCAAAGUGAACAACAAGGAGGGAUUCCAGCCCGGAGUUAUCAAGCUCUUGCAUUUCAGCCAAGUGAUCAACAGUUUCUGACUCAACAGGCUCUGCAACAGCAGACUCUACGACAAGGGGGAAAUCCAGUCCAGAAUCCUCAAGCCCUUGUAUUCCAGUCAAGUGGUCAGCAACCGCAAACUCAAACUCAUUGGUGGGGUCCAGCCCAGAAUCUUCAAGUUUCAGCCCUCCAGCAGACUCCACAACAGUUUUCUCCGGCAUUUCCCCCCAAGCAGCCUGUGGCACAGGCCAAGCCUCUUGACAAGUGUGCUGUAGCUGAUUAUGAGCAGAUCCAAUGUGGAAAACCUGGUAUUAGUGCUGUUGAGUGUGAAGCUAUAAACUGCUGCUUUAUGGGAAAGCAGGUAAGUGUGUUGAGCCAAUUGACUGUCCAGUGUAUUCAAGAUGGCCAGUUUGUAGUUGUGGUUGCUAGAGAUGUUACACUGCCUUCACUAAGUCUGGAUACGGUCCGUCUGUUGGGUGGAAAUGACCCACCUUGCUCUCCAGUUGGGUCCACGCCUUCCUUUGCCAUUUACCAAUUCCCUGUCACUGCUUGUGGCACAAGCAUGAUGGAGGACAAUGGAUAUGUGGUGUAUGAGAACAGAAUUACUUCAUCCUACGAAGUUGGGAUUGGACAACUUGGUUCCAUCACAAGGGACAGUCACUUUGAGCUUCUCUUCCAGUGCAGGUUUUCUGGCACUGCUGUUCAAGCUCUGGUUCUGGAGGUUAACACCAUUCCUCCACCACCACCUGUAGCCGCUCCUGGGCCCCUCAGAGUGGAGCUUCGCCUGGCAAAUGGACAAUGUGUCACUAAAGGAUGUGCAGAAGAGGAUGCUGCGUACACGUCCUACUACAGUGACUCUGAUUACCCAAUUAUAAAAGUCCUACGACAACCGGUGUAUGUUGAGGUGCACCUUUUGGAGAGGACUGACCCCAAUAUUGUCCUGAUGCUGGGACAUUGCUGGGUGACAUCAACCCCUGAUCCACUCAGCCUACCUCAGUGGGACCUUCUAGUUAAUGGAUGCCCUUACCAAGAUGACCGUUACCUGACCACACUGCUUCCUGUGGAUGGCUCCUCUGGUCUUCAGUUCCCAACCCACUACAAGCGCUUUAUUGUGAAGAUGUUCACGUUUGUGGAUCCAGCAUCAGUAGCUCCUCUGCAGGGAAUGGUCUUCAUCCACUGUAGUACAUCAGUGUGCCAUCCCUAUUCAUCUGGCUCGUGUGAGCAGAGCUGCAUCAGGCAAAAAAGAGAUGUUGGUGAGACUGUUGACGAGGCUGUUGUUUCCAGUGGAGGCAUUUUCUUUAUGUAA
Messenger RNA from Xyrauchen texanus (razorback sucker), 1437 nucleotides. Its product is annotated as zona pellucida sperm-binding protein 4-like. Gene Ontology annotation, molecular function: acrosin binding; structural constituent of egg coat. Gene Ontology annotation, biological process: prevention of polyspermy; binding of sperm to zona pellucida. Lineage: Eukaryota; Metazoa; Chordata; Actinopteri; Cypriniformes; Catostomidae. The transcript is spliced from 9 exons. The coding region runs from base 1 to 1437 and encodes 478 amino acids. The record is from RefSeq and is a predicted model, not a curated record. Gene Ontology annotation, cellular component: egg coat.